CCCUCUUCUCUGCACCCCCACCCCCCACCCAAACUUUCUUUGUCUGGAUUUCUCCGUGCCGUUAUGCCGGUUGCCGCCGGAGUCCUGGGGCUGGAAGCCCCUGAGGCCAGAAUCCUCCUUUCCGAGGAGAUCCAGAACAUUCGAUCGAUUCUUGGGCCUGAUACACCCGAAGACGACAUCAUUCGGGCCCUCACCGUCGCCGGAAACAACCCCAAUCGCGCCAUUAACAUCAUACUCGACAUGCCCGAGGUGCCCACCGCGUCCAAUCCCGUGAAGCAAGAGAUGGCUCCCGAAGUUCCCACGGAAAAUGACACUGCAAGUAGUUUAGAUUCCAAAAAUAGUAUUAAAAAGGAAUUAGGUUCUGGAAAUGACGAUGUUUUGAUGGCUGAGAUUAGAGUUAAAAAGGAUGAACUUGAUUUGGAUGUCAAAAAAUAUGAUAUUUUGAUGGACGAAGGAAUGGUUAAAAAGGAAGAAUCUGAUACGGAUGUUGAUAAAAAGACUAUGAUUUUGGUUGAAAAGGAGGAAUCUGGUAAGGAUUUCAAAAACGAUGAGAUUUCGGUGAACGAGAGAACAGUUACAAAGGAGGAAACUGACGAGGAUUUAAAAAAAGAUGAGAUUCUGAUGAACGAGAGAAGAGUUAAAAAGGAGGAACCUGAUUUCAGUUUCGAUAGAGGUGUGAUUCCAGUGGCUAAGAAGGAGUCCUAUUGUGACGAUUUCCCUGGCCUGGCACAAGCCCAUUUCUCUCCUUACCUCAAUCCACGGCCGAUUUCAGCUAUUAGGCCACCUGCGGUCACCGAUCGUAGGCUUCAAGUGGUCCCAGCUCCCGAUCCUGCUGAGAUUGGAGAGUUCCCAGAGGAGCCGGAUUGGUUUUUUGUGGGGAAGACCUAUGUGACAGGGCUUUCAACAUGCCGUGGGAGAAGGCGGCUGGAUGCUGGUGAGAUUAUUCAUUUCUCUUUUCCAGAUACGCAGAAGGUGAUCGAGAGACACUGGGGGGUGAGUGCAAAGACAAGAGCUGCGAUGUCCGAGAUUGUGCGCUUCUCGACUAAGCGAUGUGGGGAGAUUGGGAAGCUUCCGACAGAGUGGAGUAGAUGUCUCAUCCCACUUGUGAAUUCGUCUAAGGUUAAGGUUCAAGGGCGAUUUGUAAUUCCACAAGUGGAGAUUCAUUUGAUGCAAGAGAUUAUAUUAUAUGUCAGCUUUUACAUCCACAGUUUGAUUUUUACGGAGGGAGACAAAUCCUCUUGGAGGCUAGUAGCUCCUUCACACUUGGAUUCUACUGUCCAUCCUCUUCCUGCUAUGUUCAAACUAUUGAAGAUAAAGCCAUUUAAAAAGGCUGAGUUUACUCCAGAGGAGCUUGAUAUUAGAAAGCGAUCACUAAACCUAAAAGAUGAUGAUGAUGAUGAUAGCUCCACCCAAAUAGUGGGUCUUGCAAAACGAAGGAGAGGAGGCCAAACUUACCCCGAACAGAGCAAAGAUGAACAAGCAAUCUCAGAGUCAGCUUUGAAUAAGCUUGUUGGUGCUGCAGAUGUGUACAACUUAGAGGAAGCAGAACCCCCUAGCACACUUGUUACUGAACUUCGGCCUUACCAGAAACAAGCCCUAUACUGGAUGUCAGAAUUGGAGAAGGGAAUUGAUGUUGAGCAGGCAGCAAAAACUCUCCAUCCAUGCUGGGAGGCUUACAAAAUUGCUGACAAGAGAGCAUCUGCAGUAUAUAUUAAUGUUUUCUCUGGUGAAGCUACAACUCAAUUUCCAAGUGCUACACAGAUGGCAAGAGGCGGAAUAUUAGCAGAUGCAAUGGGUCUUGGGAAGACUGUCAUGACAAUUGCUCUGAUACUUGCAAAACCAAAUGGAGAAAGCUCAGAUGACCAAGGCAUGGUGAUGGAGUGCAAUAAAGUUUUUGAGGAAGAAAUAAAGGGAGUUGCAAAAACCAAAACACUCUCUAAUGUAAAAGGAGGUACCCUUAUUGUCUGUCCAAUGGCACUAUUGGGUCAAUGGAAGGAUGAAUUGGAAGCCCAUUCAAAGUCCGGGGCACUUUCUGUCUUUGUACACUAUGGGGGUGACAAAACCAAUGAUCCCAAAGUGAUUUCGGAACAUCAUGUGGUCUUAACAACAUAUGGAGUCUUAGCAGCAGCUUAUAAAUCUGACUCAGAAAAAGAAAGCAUUUUUCACAAAAUAGACUGGUACAGAGUGGUACUGGAUGAAGCACACAUAAUCAAAUCUUCAAAAACCAGAGUUGCUCAAUCAGCCUUUGCAUUAACCUCACACUGUAGGUGGUGCCUAACAGGUACCCCUCUUCAGAAUAAUUUGGAAGACCUCUAUAGUCUCCUUUGCUUCUUACAUGUUGAGCCAUGGUGCAACUGGGCUUGGUGGCAUAAAUUGAUUCAAAGACCUUAUGAGAAUGGUGAUGAAAGAGGUUUGAGAUUGGUUAAAUCCAUUUUGAGGUCAUUAAUGCUAAGGAGAGCAAAGGAUACAAAAGAUAAAGAUGGAAGGCCCAUUCUUGUUCUCCCUCCUGCGAAUAUCCAAAUUGUGGAAUGUGAACAAUCUGAAGCUGAGCGUGAUUUCUAUGAUGCCUUAUUCAAGAAAUCAAAGGUCAGAUUUGACCAGUUUGUUGCACAAGGCAAAGUUCUUCACAAUUAUGCUUCCAUUCUGGAGCUGCUCCUUCGCUUGAGACAGUGCUGCAAUCAUCCCUUUCUUGUUAUGAGCCGAGGGGAUACUCAGCAGUAUGCAGACCUAAACAAGCUUGCCCGUCGCUUUCUUGAAGGAACACAGUCCACCCCCUCUGCAGUCCCCACUCGUGCCUUUGUAGAAGAAGUUGUCGAGGGCAUCCGUCGGGGAGAUGGGACUGAGUGCCCAAUCUGCCUUGAAUCGGCAUCGGAUGACCCAGUGCUCACUCCAUGCGCCCACCGGAUGUGCAGGGAGUGCCUCCUGUCAAGUUGGAGGACUCCAUCAGGCGGGCCUUGCCCAAUAUGCCGGAACCCCCUGACUAAGGCUGAUCUCAUUACGUGCCCAACUGAGAGCCGUUUCCAGGUUGAUGUGGAAAGGAACUGGAAGGAGUCGUCGAAGAUCAUGAAGCUCUUCCAAUGCCUUGAGAGCAUCAGGAAGACAGGUGAGAAGAGCAUCAUUUUUAGCCAGUGGACUGGGUUCUUGGAUCUAUUGGAGAUUCCUUUGAGGAGGAGAAGAAUUGGAUUCUUAAGGUUUGAUGGAAAGCUAGCACAGAAGAGCAGAGAGAGGGUCUUGAAGGAGUUCGGUGAGAGCAGAGACAAGCUGGUAUUAUUGAUGUCACUGAAGGCAGGAGGUGUAGGAUUGAAUCUAACUGCAGCAUCUAACGUCUUUCUGAUGGAUCCAUGGUGGAAUCCUGCAGUUGAGGAGCAAGCGAUCAUGAGGAUCCAUCGGAUUGGACAGAAACGGCAGGUUCAAGUGAGGAGGUUCAUUGUUAAGGAUACCGUUGAGGAGCGGAUGCAGCAGGUGCAGGCAAGAAAGCAAAGGAUGAUUGCUGGAGCUCUCACUGAUGAGGAAGUCAGGAGUGCCCGAAUCGAGGAGCUCAAGAUGCUAUUUAGAUAAAUUUUUUUUUCAGUUAUAUAGAAAACAAAUAUGUAUAGUUCUUUUUGGUGCGCCUAUGAGUAUUGGCCAAUAUAAUCAAAAAUUAAGUGGUGGUUGGUUGGUUUUCUGAUCAGAUAUAGGAUGGAUGGUUUUUGUUGAUGUUUCCCAUCCAAUUUUUGUUGUGGUGCCUACAAGGCACUCCUUUUGUAAGUCCCCUUCAGUAUGCUUAAGCUUGUAAAGCCCUUCUCCUGCA
Molecule: messenger RNA, 3790 nt
Organism: Elaeis guineensis (African oil palm)
Lineage: Eukaryota; Viridiplantae; Streptophyta; Magnoliopsida; Arecales; Arecaceae
Product: DNA repair protein RAD5B
Biological process (GO): DNA repair
Cellular component (GO): nucleus
Molecular function (GO): nucleic acid binding; ATP binding; ATP-dependent activity, acting on DNA
Source: RefSeq, a predicted model, not a curated record